GCCGGGCGCAGAUGGAACACUGAAAAUGAGUCUCCAAACGGCCGUCUCUACUCCAUUUCAUCUAUCCUCAUGCUCCGGUUACAGCCUCAAUUUCAAUCCUCUUUUCUUCCCCAACCGGCAUCGUUCUUGCACCUGGCGUUUCAACCUGGUCCAGCGUAGAAACUUUAUGGUGGGAGUCUCAAGGAUAUUUCUGACCAAAGUUUGACUGGAGAACUGAUCCUUCUGUCAUAUCAAUGCCAUCACCUAAUGUUACUGGAUCACUGCACAUGGGGCGUGCAAUGUUUGUAACUCUUGAGGAUAUCAUGAGUAGGUACCAUCGCAUGAAGGGAAAAUCAACGCUUUGGCUUCCUGGGACUGGUCAUGGUUGUACUGGAUGUUUUAAACCAACGCUCUGCGUUUCACACUUUCUUUAGGGACUGCUGGUCAGGAUCUGAACUUAUCUACUGAGAGGCUGACUGCUAACAAGGCCUUAAUGAACAAAUUAUGGAAUGCUGGCAAGUUUAUUCUGCAGAAUCUACCCAGGCAGGAAAAUGUGUUUGAUUGGGAAACUAUGCUUGAUUAUAAGGUCUCAAAACUUCAUAUUCUCAUUGAUGUGGUCACAGAGAGUUAUGACAAGUUUUUCUUUGGUGAUGUUGGUAGAGAAAUAUAAGAUUUCUUUUGGACUGACUUUGCCGACUGGUAUAUUGAAGCCAGUAAAGCUUGCCUUUACCAUUCUGGGAAUAAAACAGUUGCUUUAGUGGCACAAGCAGUUCUCCUAUAUGUUUUUGAGAACAUACUGAAUUUGCUACAUCCGUUUAUGCCAUUUGUAACUGUGGCACUGUGUCAGGCACUCCCAAAACGAAUGACAGCUCUUAUAGUAUCUUCUCGGCCACACACUUCUCUUCCAAGGCGUGCAAACUCAAUAAAAAAAGAUUUGAAAAUAUAUAAGCUUUGACUCGAGCAGUCUGAAAUGCUAGAGCUGAGUACUCUGUUGAGCCGGCAAAGCGUAUAUCUGCAUCUAUUGUUGGAAGCAAAGAAGUUAUCCAGCAUAUAUCUAAAGAGAAGGAUGUUUUGGCUCUGUUAUCCAGGCUAGAUCCACUGAAUAUCCAGUUUACAGAUUCCCCUCCAGGGGGAUGCGACUCAGUCAGUCCACCUUGUUGCCACUGAGUUUGAGGCAUAUCUUCCCCUUUCUGAUAUGAUUGAUAUUUCUGCUGAAGUUGAACACUUUUCCAAACGCCCGUCUAAAAUGCAAACGGAGUAUGAGGGACUUAAAGCUCGCCUCAAUUCUCCAAGAUUCAUAGAAAAAGCUCCCGAGGAUAUUAUUUGUGGGGUUCGAGAAAAAGCAGCUGAAGCAGAAGAGAAAACAAAUCUUACCAAAAAACCGUUUGGCUUUCCUUAAAUCAACUGUUUUGGUUUCAAAAUAAACUUCAUUUGUAGCUCCUUGGUGUUUCCUCAGAACCCAGCUUCUUGAGCUCGAUCAGAUCAAUUUCCAUUUCUGCAGAAGUUGCAGUUCAUGCACUAUAAUUGAGAGAAAUGGUUGUAAAUCAUGACAUCGGCAGCAAGAAAUAACCAGUCAAUCUCAGCAGUGAGAAAGAAAUGGUCCAUUGAUUUCCAGAAAGUAACUGCUUUUUGCCUGCAAGCUUCAAUAGAAAGGUACAAGCACUACAUUAAUUGAAUAAUGAAGAAUUCAAAUACUAUUUUUGCCUUUUGGUCCUUCCUCCGCUGAAGCUGCAAGAAAAGAUUAUGGUUAUAUAAUGACGGUGUAACUGUUUCCAGCUUCUGCAUCAGCCAUCACAAUUACAGCUACAAUCUGGCUUGUCUUCUCUGCUUUCUUCUAAAUACUGACUUUUCCACCGUCUUCUAGUGAAUGUUACUGUCAUGAACUUUAAUGUUUAUGAAAAUUAUGGGGAUAGAUCGAUUUCCUGUAAAUCUUUGCAAAUGAUCAUAGGAACAAAAACCAUAAUCAAAUACCUAAGCUAACAGAUUAUGUCUUCGAGAUUACCAUUUGUCCAUUUUACAUAUAGAGAAUGUGUAAUAGCUAGUUUUCUCUUAUGAUUCUUCCCUCUCUGUUAAGUAGUUUUAGUUGUCAACUGAUCAUUACAUGGAACUGAAACUACCUUGAAUUUUGUUUCUAUCCUUUUUAGCUCUGUAUUAAAGUCAUAUCUUGCAGUAAUUUCUCUGAAAAAGACAAUAAGGAGAAAGGGCCGGCGUGCUUAGAAUUUCUUUUCAGUUGCUUUUAACAUUCACUAGCUAAGCUAUGGUCUCAAGACUGGAAGGGCAGUGUGCUAGGUAAUCACUAGACUUGAAAUUUAUAUUACCGGCCCUUGCCCGCUAAUGAUUUUAUAGAAAGGUGAUGAUCUCUUCUUUUUUAGGCUGGUAGUAAGCCUAAG
Molecule: messenger RNA, 2369 nt
Organism: Rubroshorea leprosula
Lineage: Eukaryota; Viridiplantae; Streptophyta; Magnoliopsida; Malvales; Dipterocarpaceae
Source: the annotation of a GenBank genome assembly